Mycotypha africana is the source of this 1536-nucleotide messenger RNA. RefSeq lists its product as uncharacterized. The transcript has 6 exons. Gene Ontology annotation, molecular function: phosphatidylinositol binding. The record is from RefSeq and is a predicted model, not a curated record. Bases 1 to 1536 code for a protein of 511 amino acids. NCBI's taxonomy places the organism in Eukaryota, Fungi, Mucoromycota, Mucoromycetes, Mucorales, Mycotyphaceae.
AUGGCACACUCAACAGAAGAUCAGUCCAACAUUCAAUGGGAUAUUCUUCAAGCUUCUGAUCCUUUGGCAUCUCAUCCACAACUGGGUCAUAAUGACAAUGCGGAAAUUUUAGAUCCUUUAUUGAGUGAUUUAACCAUCCAUUACGAAGACUCAACAGCAGCCGAACUGUCCGCAAAAAAUACUUUGAAUGGCUCAAACUUAUUACACGUUGAUAUCUCAGAUAAGAAACCGCCUAUUUUAUUUGAUCAUGAUACUCAGCAGCAUGAAUCAACGAUACAGUUGGACAGCGUUUAUCAUACCAAUAACUCUUAUCCUCAGCAAGAGAAAACACCUAUUCACAAUGCGACAAACGCUCCUUUAGAGAGUAGCAGCAAGAAAGUCUAUGUAAAAGAUCCUCAAAAAGAAGUGGAAGAACAAAGCACUUAUGUGUCUUAUUUAGUAGUAUCAGAUAAAAAACAAGUACGAAGAAGAUACCAAGAUUUUGUUUGGCUGCAUAAUGUGCUUUAUACACACUUUCCUGCCUGCUUUGUUCCUCCAUUACCGGAUAAGCAUAGAUUAGAAUAUGUCAAAGGAGAUCGAUUCAGUCAAGAGUUUGUCGAAAAGAGACGAAUGAGUCUCGAAAGAUUUAUGCAGCGGAUAGCACGACACCCUAUACUCAGUAAAGCUGAACUCUUUAUCAAGUUUCUUGAAGCUUCCGAUUUUAAUGAUGCAUCUGCUAGAGCUUUACGUGAAGCGAAUGAAACAAUGAUGGACACUCUUGGAGAUUCAUUACUGAAUGCAUUCGCCAAAAUACGCAAACCUGAUCCACGCUUUUUAGAAAUGAAGGAGAGAAAUGAAAAAUUAGAAGAAAAUUUAGACAUGCUUCAAAGAGUGUUGGCAAGAACCAACAAAAGGACAGAAGAUCUUCUCCAUGAUUACGAAGAAUUCACGAGCAGUGUGGAAGGGUUAUCGGACAUCAUGGCUGGAGAAUCACCCCUUUAUAAAACUAUUUUAAACAUCUUUUCAAAUGGAUUGCAUCAAUUUUCUAACCGCUUGAAAACCAUGAACACGGAAGACACAAAAUGGCAAAUAGAAACCCAUGAUUCUAUGGCGUAUUAUCAUGCAGUGCAAGCCGUUCUCAAAUUGAGAGAUCAAAAACAGUUAGAUUUCGAAGAGCUAAAUGUCUAUUUACACAACACUAUGGAAGAAAAGGAGAAGCUGAUGCGUGAUAAACGUGGUGCAGAGGUCAGAGGGGUCACUGGUUAUAUCACUGGGAUGCUGAAUGAGGUGAGAGGUGCAGACUCGCAAAAACUAAAGAGAGAAAAGAUUUUGAGAUUAGACGAUCGUGUCAAGGAAUUGCAAGAGGCAAUUGACCAAACGCAUGAAGUAUCCACAGCGUUUUCAGAGCAAGUAAAAAAGGAAGACGCUUUUUUUAAUCACAACAAGCGAAUGGAGCUUUAUGAUGCACUAAAGACUUAUACAAAUGCCAAGGUGGACUUUUACGAAAAUAGUAUCAGUAUAUGGAGAGAAGUGGUGCAGCAGCUCGAAGAUCAAUAA